Messenger RNA from Metopolophium dirhodum (rose-grain aphid), 2124 nucleotides. RefSeq lists its product as uncharacterized. The record is from RefSeq and is a predicted model, not a curated record. NCBI's taxonomy places the organism in Eukaryota, Metazoa, Arthropoda, Insecta, Hemiptera, Aphididae.
AUGCCUGGUUGUUUUGUUUGUUCCAAUAAUUUUAAUUGCCCCAUAGCUUUAUUGAGGCAUAUAAAGUUAUUUCAUUGUUUUGAUAAAAUAGCUGAGUAUGAGUGUUUAGAAGUGAACUGUCAUAGAAUUUAUAGUUCAUUUCAUUCAUUUAGUAAACACUGUAAAGGUCAUAAUUUUGUUCAUCAACAACCAUUGGAUAAUAUAGCUGCACCAUAUAAUGUACCAUUGAAUUUGAAUCUUAAUGCUAAUAAUGAUAAUAGUUUAAGUUUUAGUGUGCUAGAUGACCAUUCUGAAAUAGCUGAUGAUCAGGAAAUAACUGUAGCUAAGUUUAAAAAAAUAGUCACAGGGGAUACAAUAACAUUAAUGUCAAAAUGGUAUGAUGAAUCAGUUGUACCAAUAAACAAAGUUCAAACACUUAUUAAUGAUGUAAAUUUUUUUAAUGAAAAUUGCUUACAAACAUUAAAAACUAAAGUCUUACACAGUCUAAAAAACCAUGAAAAUGAUUGUAAUUCACUAAUCAAAAUAUCAGAAAUGUUUGAUGUAGUUAGUAAUCCCUUUAUAAACCUACAAUCCGAGUAUAAGCGUAUGCAAAUGUUAGAAAAUAUGGGCCUUUAUAUAAAACCUAUUGAAAUUACUAUUGGCAGUAAAUAUAAAGAAGUUAUGAAGGAUGGUAAUAUUUUGGUUGAAACUGUUAAUGUAAAUAUUUGUUUUAUUUCAUUAAGAUCUGUCUUUAAAGUUUUUUUUGAACAACCUAAUGUUUUAAAAACUAUUUUGAAAUAUUUUGAUGAUUUGAUGUCUGAGAGUGAAGACAUUAUUUCUAGCUAUAUACAAAGUGAAGUUUGGAAGGAGAAAUGCCGUAAUAAUCCUGGCAAAAUAGUUAUACCUUUCUUUUUAUAUUUUGACGAGUAUGAGACUGCUAACCCACUUGGAUCUCAUGCUGGGAAAAAAAUAGGAGCUGUUUAUGUGUCUUUUGGAUCAUGUUUCCCUCCAGAAUUUAGUUCAUGCUUAAACUAUAUUUUUCUUGCCCAACUUUUUAACGCUAAUGACAAGAAAACAUUUGGGAACAAAAUUAUUUUUAAACAAUUAAUUUCUGAAAUUAACUAUUUACAAAGUAACGGUAUAAAUUUAAAAAUUGAAAAUAAAAGUAUAACUGUAUUCUUCUGUUUAGCCUUAAUUCUUGGUGACAAUUUGGGUAUACAUUCUAUUUUAGGAUUUAGUGAGAGUUUCAUGGCAAAUUUUCCAUUAAUUUGUAACAACUGUAAAUUAAGAGAUGAGGAAAAUUAUUUACAAGACUUGUUAACUGAUAAUGUAUCUGCAACAGGCAUUAGAGAAGCAUGUGUAUGGAAUCAAAUUAAUGGGUUUCAUGCAGUUUAUAAUUAUUCUGUAGAUUUAAUGCACGAUGUUUUGGAAGGUGUAUGUUCAAAUUUAAACAAUCGCAUUCAGUGUUAUAAUUAUGGUGCUCUUGAAAUUCAAAAUAAACCACACCGGCAUUUAUGUGUAAUGAUAGGUGACUUAGUCCCUGUUGAUUCUGAAAUUUGGCAGUUAUACAUACUAUUAAGAAAAAUUAUUGAGAUUGUGGCUUUAACAUCGAUACAACCAGGAUAUGCAAUACUUUUAACAACUUUAAUCACAGAACAUCACCAGUUAUAUCUAAAAUUAUUUAACACCAAUCUAAAACCUAAACAUCAUCAUUUGUUACAUUAUCCAUAUGUUAUGAGAAAAGUCGGACCAGUAUCUCAUUUAUGGUCGAUGCGUUUCGAGUCAAAACAUAGGGAAUCUAAAUUAACUGCACAUUCUAUUACCAGUCGAACAAAUAUUUGUUUAACAUUAAGAAAAAAAAUUGAUUUAUCUGAAACUAUCAUUGAAAAUAUUCAACUUGAGAUAACUGAUCCAGUUAUUAAUUUUAAUGUUGUGAGCUUUGUAUCUUGGGUAGAAGUGAAGGGUACUCGAUAUUCAACUAAACAUAAUAUGACAAUAAUAGUUGAUGUAGAAGACAUGCCAACAUUUAUUACCAUUAAAUAUAUAUUUUUUAAGCCCCAGAGUGAAAUUCCAUAUUUAAUUGGUCAAUUAUUGAACACUCAACAUUUUAAUGAACAUUUACAAGCAUAUGAGUCUUUUAGUUGA